Messenger RNA from Megachile rotundata (alfalfa leafcutting bee), 568 nucleotides. RefSeq names its product mediator complex subunit 10 (gene MED10). The record is from RefSeq and is a predicted model, not a curated record. Gene Ontology annotation, cellular component: mediator complex. Gene Ontology annotation, molecular function: transcription coregulator activity. Gene Ontology annotation, biological process: regulation of transcription by RNA polymerase II. Lineage: Eukaryota; Metazoa; Arthropoda; Insecta; Hymenoptera; Megachilidae.
GAUAUCGUACAGAUAUCGAUAUAGUACCAUAUCGAAAAUCCUUUGCUACGAAAGGGGAACUAUCGAUACUUAGCAAGUGACGAACAUUUGAAAGAUGGCGUCUGCAUUAGAAAAUUUGGAAACUCAGUUGGAACUUUUUAUAGAAAACGUAAGACAGAUACGUAUUAUAGUAAGUGAUUUUCAACCACAAGGACAGAACGUGUUGAAUCAAAAGAUUCAAGGUUUAGUUAACGGCUUACAAGAAAUAGAUAAACUUAAGUCUCAGGUUCAAGAUGUUCUGGUGCCGUUGGAAGUAUUCGACUAUAUCGAUCAAGGCAGAAAUCCGCAAUUAUACACAAAGGAUUGCAUAGAAAAAGCAUUAACUAAAAAUGAACAGGUAAAAGGAAAGAUCGACGCUUACAGGAAAUUCAAAGCAAACAUGCUAGUAGAAUUAACAAGGGUUUUUCCACACGAAUUGGCCAAAUACAGAGCGAUACGAGGCGACGAGUGAAUUCUCAUUAAUGUUCUUAUUUUUCUCUAAUCGUUUGUAUAAGAGGUAUUUAUUAAAAGAAAUGUUUGUAUGAAAAGA